Messenger RNA from Myxocyprinus asiaticus (Chinese sucker), 1701 nucleotides. RefSeq names its product homeobox protein Nkx-2.5-like. NCBI's taxonomy places the organism in Eukaryota, Metazoa, Chordata, Actinopteri, Cypriniformes, Catostomidae. The record is from RefSeq and is a predicted model, not a curated record. Gene Ontology annotation, molecular function: DNA-binding transcription factor activity, RNA polymerase II-specific; RNA polymerase II cis-regulatory region sequence-specific DNA binding. Gene Ontology annotation, cellular component: nucleus. Bases 170 to 1117 code for a protein of 315 amino acids. The transcript has 2 exons. Gene Ontology annotation, biological process: cell differentiation; regulation of transcription by RNA polymerase II.
CCUACCAUAGACCCCGAAAGUGUGUAUUGAGGGGUCUAUUAGAAAGAUGAAAGUGGUUAUAUGCCUCCAAACACAACAGAUGAUCCCCAUUCAUUAAACGACAAGACACCCUGAUAAAUGCCAACUGGAUUGCACGAAGGUGAGAGGCUAAAGAGGAUUCUCAUAGUCCAUGGCAAUGUUUUACAGUCAGAUGACUUCCACUCCUUUCUCAGUGCGGGACAUAUUGAACCUGGAGCAGAAUCAAGAGGACAUGGUCUCUCUGGACAUGUCUCAGCGGCUGGACAGUGCCCUUAAUACGACCUCAUCCUGCAUGAUGUCCACUUUUAAACAAGAGCAGUUCAUGGACAUGCCAUCCGCAGCCACUCUUUUCGGCGAAGACCUUCAGGAGGACAAAGCCAACAAAAACAGCCCACUGAACUUCGGGUCUGCUGCCUUUUAUGGGAAGAAUUUCUUAGAAAUGGACUAUGUUAAAGACGCAAAGACGGAUGACACAUUUGAGGAAAAGGAGACAAAAGACAUUAGCUGUUGUCAAGAGGAGCCAAGUGAAGAUCUAAAGCUGGAUGAUCCUGAUCGCCCCAAACAGAGGAGAAGGAGGAAGCCUCGCGUACUUUUCUCUCAAGCACAGGUGUACGAGCUGGAGCGACGCUUCAAACAGCAGAAAUACCUUUCUGCACCAGAGAGAGAUCAUCUAGCCAGCGUUCUUAAACUCACAUCUACGCAGGUGAAAAUCUGGUUCCAGAACAGACGCUAUAAGUGCAAGAGGCAGCGUCAGGAUCAGACCCUGGAGAUGGUCGGCAUCGCGCCUCCGAGACGCAUCUCGGUGCCGGUUUUGGUUCGCGAUGGGAAACCCUGCCUGGUAGACACGUCGACUUACAACACUUCUUACAAUGUGGGGAUCAAUCAUUUCACCUAUAACACUUACCCUGCCUUUAGUAAUUUCCCGAGUCCGGGCAACACGAACUACUCCUGCAACUACCCAUCGAGCAUGUCUGCCAUCCAGUCCUCACAGUCAAACAAUAAUUACAUGAACUUUGGAGUUGGGGAUCUAAAUAAUGUCCAGGCGUCAUUUCAGUCCAGCAGCGGAGUAUCCUCACUACAUGGCAUCCGAGCUUGGUGAAAAGUCUCUAAAAGACGAACAUUACCGCAUGAAUGACUUCAAAUGACAUUUUCGUAAUUGGUGACUGUAAUUCGCUGAAGAUCACAGAAUCAAGGCUGGGAUGGGUUUAGAUCUGCUUGUGAAACGGUAUAUCAGAUGCAAAUUCGUUCAUUUUCACGCUUUAGUAACUUGAAUUUAGUAUGAAUAAUUUUCUUGCACUUGAGUUGAAUUAUGAGAGAUUGACAGCACGUGAAAUAUAAAACAUGUAGCUUAUUUAUGAUUUUUCACUUGAUAUGUUAUGAGGCCUCUGACUGUAGCCUUUCUUUCUUUCUUGCAAUUCAAUAUCAAUCAUUCUAUCUUUCUUUCUUUCAAAUGUAGAUCAGUCUAAUUUUGUGUGUCCAUCUGACUUAGGUAUAGACUGAAACUAUAAAAAGAUAGGGGAAAUGUGUUACAACAUUACUGCCAUUAACGCAAUUAUUGUCUUUGUGUAAAUAACCAUAAAGCAUGUAGAUAUCGCAAAAAUAAUACGGCAAAAGUUUUGUUAUUCAAUUGUUUGUCUAGGUUUGAUAUGUGAACUUUUCGAAAAAAUAAAAGGAUUUGCAGAA